UCACACGUGUGAUUUGUUUUGAUUUUGUUUUGUUGGAAAUGUCACGCAAAAAAUGGAGCUCCUUGGACAAGCCACCAAUUUCGGAGCCUGUGCUGUCGGUAAUCCAAGGAUUUGGCUUUGACGUAAUGACGCCAGUGCAGACGGCAGCGAUUCCCUUGCUACUGGCUCGCAAAGAUGUCUCCGCUGAGGCUGUCACUGGAAGCGGCAAAACGUUGGCGUUUUUGGUGCCUCUGCUGGAAAUCCUACAGCGACGGCACAAGGAGACACCUUGGGGAGCCAAGGAAGUGGGUGCGCUCAUCAUUUCACCCACACGGGAGUUGGCUCGUCAAAUAUCCGAUGUGCUGGGCCAGUUUCUGGCUCAUGAAGAGCUGGACUAUUUGAAUCAACAGUUGAUCGUAGGAGGCAAUAGUAUUGAGGAGGACAUUGCUAUGCUCAAACGGGAUUCCCCAUGCAUUCUGGUGAGCACUCCGGGUCGUUUGGAAGAUCUAUUCCAACGCAAAGGAGCUGCCGACGAUCUGAACUUGGCCGCUCGUGUAAAGAGUUUAGAAUUCCUGGUUCUGGAUGAGGCGGAUAGGCUGCUGGAUUUGGGUUUCAAGACGAGCAUCAACAAUAUAUUGGGCUACUUGCCACGCCAGCGAAGAACUGGCCUUUUUUCGGCCACACAGACCACCGAAGUGACAGAUCUGAUACGAGCCGGACUGCGUAAUCCUGUCCUGGUUUCGGUGAAGGAGAAGGCAUCGGUUAAUACGCCAGCCAAGCUCCAGAACUUCUACAAAAUUGUUGAGCCUCAAGAAAAAUUUCUCACGCUGCUGCAGUUCCUCCGAUCACCUGCUACAAGCUCUGGAAAGGUGAUGGUCUUCUUUCCAACCUGCGCAUGUGUGGAAUAUUGGGCAGAGACAUUGCCCCGGCUGCUGACCAAUCGUCCAGUGCUGGGCAUUCAUGGCAAAAUGAAGAAUAAACGAGCAAGUGUGGUCGAGAAAUUCCGCAGUGAAUCGCAAGCGGUACUCCUCUGUACGGAUGUGCUAGCACGAGGCUUGGAUGUACCCGAAAUCGAGUGGGUCGUCCAGUGGGACCCGCCACCAAAUGCCUCUAGUUUUGUGCAUCGCGUUGGUCGCACAGCGCGCCAAGGGAACGAGGGUAAUGCCUUGGUUCUCCUCCUGCCUAGCGAAGAUGCGUAUGUCAAUUUCUUAAAACUAAAUCAAAAGGUUGAACUAAGUGAACUGCCCCAAGACUAUCUUGAAACAGUCGAUCAAGAUAAGGAAAGAAAGCUCCUGGACAACACAUUGGAGCAACUGCAUCGCCUGCAGAUUGCCGACAAGGGCGUCUACGACAAAGGUAUGCGGGCAUUUGUCUCCAAUGUGCGAGCCUACACCAAGCACGAAUGCAGCGCCAUUCUGCGUCUAAAGGAUCUAGAUCUGGGCAAAAUGGCCACCACUUAUGGUCUCAUCCAGCUGCCCCGUAUGCCCGAACUGAAGAACUACAAAGGUGAUGGCUAUAUUCCACCAAAAUGCGAAGUAGAUCCCAAUAAAUUGUCGUAUAAGAAUUCACAAAAGGAGCAAGUGCGUCAGCAAAAACUCCAGGAAUAUGAACAGACAGGCAGUUGGCCAGGACAGAAACUGCAUAAGAAACGUACCGAAUCCUGGGAUCAAACCAAAAAAGCAAAACUUGACGCAAAAUCCAAAAAGGAAUUGCGGAAGGCCAAAAAACAACGCAAAAAGGACGCCCAAGCCGAGCAAGUUACACGCAAGAGAAAGCAACAGUUCAGCCAGGAGGAUCUGGAUGAGCUGGCCAGUGAUAUUCGAUUGUUUAAACGUUUGAAAAAGAAGAAAAUAACCGAAGACGACUAUGACAAGGCAAUGGGAAUUGAGGAAGAUAACUAAUGGGGAAAGUAUCUAUCUGUAUAUAGAUUAUCAUAAACAAAAAAUGAUAUACUUAUAAAUAUAGAUUUCUGAUAGAUCGAUACUUCUUACUUUAACUAAACAAAAUAUAUUUUUACUCAAUUUAUUAAAUUAAA
Molecule: messenger RNA, 2014 nt
Organism: Drosophila willistoni
Lineage: Eukaryota; Metazoa; Arthropoda; Insecta; Diptera; Drosophilidae
Product: probable ATP-dependent RNA helicase DDX55 homolog
Exons: 1
Coding region: 39-1880 (613 amino acids)
Cellular component (GO): nucleolus
Molecular function (GO): ATP binding; nucleic acid binding
Source: RefSeq, a predicted model, not a curated record